Lynx canadensis (Canada lynx) is the source of this 1656-nucleotide messenger RNA. RefSeq names its product shisa family member 6 (gene SHISA6). The record is from RefSeq and is a predicted model, not a curated record. Gene Ontology annotation, cellular component: dendritic spine membrane; AMPA glutamate receptor complex; postsynaptic density. The transcript is spliced from 6 exons. Bases 1 to 1656 code for a protein of 551 amino acids. Gene Ontology annotation, biological process: regulation of short-term neuronal synaptic plasticity; regulation of AMPA receptor activity. Lineage: Eukaryota; Metazoa; Chordata; Mammalia; Carnivora; Felidae.
AUGGCGCUGCGGCGCCUCCUGCUGCUGCUGCUGCUGCUGCUCUCGCUGGAGUCCCUGCACCUGCUGCCCGGCGCCCGCGCCGCCCGCGGCCGCGCCGCCAACCGGACCCUGAGCGCCGGCGCCGCUGCCGUCGGGGGCCGGCGGCCCGGGGGCGCCCUGGCCCGGGGCGGCCGGGAGCUGAACGGCACCGCCCGGGCGCCCGGCGGCCCCGAGGCGGGGAGCCGGCGGGGGCAGCCCGCGGCGGCGGUGGCGGCGGCCAGCGCGGCCGUCACCUACGAGACGUGCUGGGGCUACUACGACGUGAGCGGCCAGUACGACAAGGAGUUCGAGUGCAACAACAGCGAGAGCGGGUACCUGUACUGCUGCGGCACCUGCUACUACCGCUUUUGCUGCAAGAAGCGCCACGAGAAGCUGGACCAGCGCCAGUGCACCAACUACCAGAGCCCGGUGUGGGUGCAGACGCCCAGCACCAAGGUGGUGUCGCCGGGGCCCGAGAACAAGUACGACCCGGAGAAGGACAGGACCAACUUCACCGUCUACAUCACCUGCGGGGUCAUCGCCUUCGUCAUCGUGGCCGGCGUCUUCGCCAAGGUGUCCUACGACAAGGCCCACCGCCCUCCGCGGGAGAUGAACAUCCACAGGGCUCUGGCCGACAUCUUAAGACAACAGGGACCAAUCCCCAUAGCACACUGUGAAAGAGAAACUAUCUCAGCUAUCAAUACCUCUCCCAAAGAGAACACACCGGUCAGAUCGUCCUCCAAAAACCACUACACCCCCGUGCGUACGGCCAAGCAGACUCCAGGACAUUAUGGGAAGGAUACCCACCGAAGUGGAGGACCCGAUCUCCAUAACUUCAUCUCAUCUGGAUUUGUCACGUUAGGAAGAGGACACACGAAGGGUGAUCGUCAGUAUAACCAUCCGAUUUUAAGCAGUGCUACCCAGACCCCUACGCAUGAAAAGCCACGGAUGAACAACAUCCUGACGUCGGCCACGGAGCCCUAUGACCUCUCCUUCUCCCGCUCCUUCCAGAACUUGGCCCACCUGCCCCCAUCCUAUGAGUCUGCGGUGAAGACCCACCCCAGCAGGUACUCAUCCCUGAAGCGGCUAACUGACAAAGAGGCUGACGAAUAUUACAUGAGGCGGCGGCAUCUGCCUGACCUGGCCGCCCGCGGCACCCUCCCCCUCAACGUCAUCCAGAUGUCCCAGAAGCCCUUACCGCGGGAGCGGCCCCGCCGGCCCAUCCGGGCCAUGUCACAGGACAGGGUUCUGUCCCCACAGCGGGGCCUGCCCGACGACUUCGGCUUGCCCUAUGACCGCAUCCUGUCCGACGAGCAGCUGCUCUCCACGGAGCGCCUGCACUCCCAGGACCCGCUGCUGUCCCCGGAGCGGACGGCCUUCCCCGAGCAGUCCCUGUCGCGGGCCCUCUCGCACACGGACGUCUUUGUGUCCACGCCCGUGCUGGACCGCUACCGCAUGACCAAGAUGCACUCCCAUCCCAGUGCCUCCAAUAACUCCUACGCCACCCUGGGCCAGAGCCAGACGGCCGCCAGGCGCCAGGCCUUCGCCUCCCGCAGACACAACACGGUGGAGCAGUCGCACUACAUCCCGGGCCACCACACCUGCUACACGGCCAGCAAGACGGAAGUGACCGUGUGA